AUGCGGAAGUAUAGCGGUGUAUAUUCUGUUCCCGUGGUUACAGUGCUGCGUUGUUUCAGGCUUAGCGCAAGGUCCUGGCUGCCAGUAGUACAGAACCGAGGAUGACUCGAUACUGCGCAGCCACGUGUUGUAAGAACCGGGGAGGGCAGGCGGCUAGCACCAAGCACAAACUCUCAUUUUACCCGUUUCCUUUGCAUGACAGGGGAAGACUUAAAGAAUGGCUGUGUAAUAUGAAACAGAACAAAUGGUAUCCCACGAAGCAUCAGGUCUUGUGCAGUGAUCAUUUUACCCCUGAUUCCUUCAGUAUGAGAUGGGGUAUUCGGUAUCUGAAACCUAAUGCUAUACCUACUAUAUUCUCGUUUACAAAUAAUUCCCAGGAUACAUCUGAGUUGGACGUUUCUACAAAGGAAGGAAUGCAGGAUGAUGCAGAAAUUGAUACAGACACUUUGAUGUCACAUGUUUUUUGUCCCAAUGUGACAAACAAAUUGAAUCAUGGUUUUGACAGAGAUAAAUACAUUGACUCUGAUUGCAAAGAGGUUCAUCUGAAGAAUACAAUGAAUGGAAUUAUAAUUUCAGAUAGUAAGGCAACAGACUUGUACUUUCCAAAUUCUGACUAUGAAAUCCAGGCCCAGUUGAUGACAAGUUCUAAGUCCUGUCAGACCUCUUCAGAAAAUGUGAUUGUUAGCUCUGUCGAGGACUUAAUCUGCCAGAAUAAUCAGGUGUGUUUUGAGCUUCAAACAGACCAAAAUUAUGUUACAGAAAAUGUUCAAGAAGACCAUUACAGCAAUGUGCAAAAAGAGACAUUAUCCCUCGGUUUGGUUAAGCAGUCUUCUAAACAGAUGGCUGCAGAUAAAAAUUCUGUUCUAACUUUAAUUGUGCCAGGUGGACUAGCUGGAAAUGUCAUUUCCAAUAAUCAUCAAUUUACCAGUUUAGAAAAGCUUGGCUUUGAAAAUGAUGCACAGAGCACCAGUGAAAUCUUAGAAUCUGAACAUUCAUAUUGCAGGCAAACUACUGACCGACAUUAUCUCUGGCAAAAGAUUGCAAAGUUGCAGUCUAAAAUAGCAGUCCUUGAAGUGCAAGAAAAUGCAACAUUAUCUCGUCUUAAAUCACUGGAGUCACUGAUUACGCAACUAAAGCAAGAAAAUCUGCUAUCUGAUGAAAAGCUUAAGAUUCUUGAAAAUUGUAGCAGUGUUGAUAUUGCCAUAGUAUAAUAAAUAUUUUCCAUGUGUA
Messenger RNA from Xenopus tropicalis (tropical clawed frog), 1230 nucleotides. RefSeq names its product THAP domain containing 5 (gene thap5). Lineage: Eukaryota; Metazoa; Chordata; Amphibia; Anura; Pipidae. Gene Ontology annotation, molecular function: DNA binding. The transcript is spliced from 3 exons. The coding region runs from base 102 to 1211 and encodes 369 amino acids. Gene Ontology annotation, cellular component: nucleus. The record is from RefSeq and is a predicted model, not a curated record.